AUCUCCCAACAGCCCAACACACAGCCAGGUGCCAAAGUCAAAAUGGCACGUGUUGUGUUGUCAAAAGAUGAGAAGAUCUUCAUAAAGAAUGGUGUUUUUGAUGACUUUCGACUGGAUGGAAGAGAAAGAAAAGAUUAUAGAUAUUUUGAAAUAGAAACGGACGUCGUUUCCAACACGAGUGGGUCAGCAAGACUUCGAUUGUCUAAAACAGACAUUCUUGUUGGAGUAAAAGCUGAAAUUGGAGAGCCUGUGUUUGGAUUUCCAGAUUAUGGAAGAAUCGAGUUUCUUGUAAACUGCUCGGCAAAUGCGUCUCCCAAAUUUGAAGGUCGUGGUGGGGAAGAAUUGUCGUCAGAAUUAAGUAGAAUAUUGGACAAAGCAUUUAGUAACAAGUCGGCAAUUGAUCUCAAAUCACUGUCUAUUGUAUCUGGACAACAAUGUUGGGUUUUAUACGUCGAUGCUUUGGUUUUGGAAUGUGGUGGAAAUCUCUUUGAUUCUUUAUCAAUUGCAGUCAAGGCUGCAUUACAUAACACAAGGAUUCCUAAUGUCACAGUGAAUGUUGAAGAAGGAAUGAAUGAGCUAGAAAUUUCUGAUGAUCCUUAUGACUUUAGUCGUAUUGAUAUCAAGAAUGUGCCUGUAUUUGUAACUUUAAAUAAGAUUGAACAUGAAUUUGUGGUCGAUGCUUGUAUGGAGGAAGAGUUUUGUACGGAUGGUCAAAUACUGGUCGCAAUAAAUGGUGAUGGUAAUAUCUCUGGCAUACAGAGAUUGGGUUCUAGUGCAGUUGAACCUGAGCUCUUGGCUGAAAUGUUGGAGGUGGCUGUAGAAUUGGAAAAUCAUUAAAUAAUCAACUGUGCCAAGCUCUUAAGUUUGAAGAACAGGAUAGUACAAGGGAGAAAGUUGGUUUUGUACCAGCAGCUGAAUAUACCAGUAAAGUAUGCCAAUAAGAGGGUUACAAUUUGUUGAUACGAUCUGGGAAUUCCCCAUCAUGGGGAUCGCCGAACAACGCAGAUGGUUCCCAGUCCUCUCAAGAUGAAAUUGAUCAAACAAGAUGGCGGAAAAAUUUGAAAUAAGUUCUGUAAUUCAUAUUUUUGUGUAAAUAUGCUAUCUCAUAAUGGUAUUAAUAUAUUUAUUUUAUUCUUACUUCAUACCCUUAUGCCAUCAAA
Molecule: messenger RNA, 1160 nt
Organism: Xenia sp. Carnegie-2017
Lineage: Eukaryota; Metazoa; Cnidaria; Anthozoa; Malacalcyonacea; Xeniidae
Product: exosome complex component RRP42-like
Exons: 7
Coding region: 43-837 (264 amino acids)
Biological process (GO): U5 snRNA 3'-end processing; nuclear mRNA surveillance; nuclear polyadenylation-dependent rRNA catabolic process
Cellular component (GO): cytoplasmic exosome (RNase complex); nuclear exosome (RNase complex)
Source: RefSeq, a predicted model, not a curated record